Monomorium pharaonis (pharaoh ant) is the source of this 2899-nucleotide messenger RNA. RefSeq lists its product as uncharacterized. NCBI's taxonomy places the organism in Eukaryota, Metazoa, Arthropoda, Insecta, Hymenoptera, Formicidae. Gene Ontology annotation, biological process: sensory perception of smell; detection of chemical stimulus involved in sensory perception of smell. Bases 1260 to 2399 code for a protein of 379 amino acids. Gene Ontology annotation, molecular function: odorant binding; olfactory receptor activity. Gene Ontology annotation, cellular component: plasma membrane. The transcript has 6 exons. The record is from RefSeq and is a predicted model, not a curated record.
UUUAACUAAAUACUAAUAUUUACAUUAUUCAAUAAAUGUAGUAUAAUUCUAAUACAAAAUAUAAUCACGAAAUAUAUAUAUAUAUAUAUACGGUUGAUAAAUUGUAUAUAUAAUAAUAAAGAACCAUUAAACAAUUGUAUCUCCAAAAUAAAACUCCGAUCUUAAUUUUAACGGUGCAAAAUUUUCGAUUUUUAAAGUUCACUAGUCUAGACUUUCUUAUGUCUAAUGCGCUUUUUUCAAGUCAUUGUAUUGCUCGCAAUUUCGCAAGGUAAAGAUACUUCCAAAAUGUUGCAUUAGAGAUCAAGAUUGCAUACUUGCAGCGGUUUACACAUAACAAGCAAAAAAUAAUUCAGAUUUCUUUUUUUAAGAAAAACACAAACUUCAUAACAAUUCCUCAAAAGAUUACAACUCGUGCAGCCAAACAUGUGUACAAAGCAACAGCUCAUAUGAAACUAUUUUUACAAUCUAGCAGUUCGUUUUCCGACCCUCCCAUUGUCAAUAUUGAUUUUCAUCUUCGCAUAGCUACCCACAUUAAAUUCGAAACUCCAACGUGUAUUAUAGAAGUACCACAUUACCCCAACAGAUUUACUGGUAUAGCAUAUUGCACCCUUCUACCUAUUCCUGUAAUGUAAAAUAUAAAAUUUCCCUUUUUCUCAAAAUUACAUAUACAAAGGUUGCGUGAGCGUAAAGUCGACACUUCCAACAGCGUUGUAUAUCAUUUCAAUGAAACGUAUGUUACUUCCUACGUACUUACUUCCUAUCGCGGAUAGGAUGUGCAUCGAUAAAAUUACAUAGCGCUCAACGAAGAAUAUUAUUGAACGUUCAAACUCUAAGUUAAAACGCUUUUCUGCAGAGUUUGUGUAGGACAACAGUCUAUGUUGUAGAUUCUACAAUAGAAGAAUAAUAGACAAAUUAAAAUAAUGUAUAGUUCCUCUGCAAUGUCUGGAAAGUAUCUGAGAAGUAAAUUACAUAGUGUACCUUGAAUAUCACAGUGAAAGCACUUACAUGCAUAUUUUGCUAACUCUUACUAUGAACUUUUCUAUUGAUGGACACGCAACGCUAUCAAUGUAUAUCCUUCAUACAAAAUAAAAGUACACACAAAAAAGAAAAUAACACGUUUGUGUUAAUUUCCCUCAGUUAUACCAGUGCUUCAAAUUCACUCAGUACAUUGUACAAUACAACGACUAGCGAAAACUUUUCCGCUCUCCUUGUAUCAGUUUGCAAAUAUACGCGCACAAUAUACGUAACAGAACGUAGUCAUGCAAAGAAAAGUGACGUUAAAAGAAAUAUUUUUUAUCCUGAAAUUAAGUCUAGGCCCAAUUUGGUGUUGGCCGUUGCCAAAAAAUGCGACAAAAUUAAAAAUGUUCUGUAUGAAACUAUAUCAAUUUUGGUGUAUCAUUAUGGCGAUAUGCUUAGAUCUGUCGUUAUUAUAUGGCGUUUCAAAUCAUAUCAAUAAUAUUGCAUAUGUAGUACAACAAUUACUUUUAUCAAGCAGCAGUAUACAUAUUAUAUGUAACUUUAUUUCUUAUCAAAUGAAAUAUCAUAACAUACAAAAUGUUACUCACAAAAUGGAAAAAUUUUGCGAUUUAAUAAAGCCACGUGAAAAAGUUGUUAUUCAACGAUAUAUUGACAAGUGUCUUGUAUUUUAUUGUACAAUCAUGUGUAUUUUCUAUUCUGUUGCGAUUUUUACGAUCGUACUGUUACCUACACUGCAGCAUCAACCAUUUCCAACAUUGGCCGAAUAUCCUUUUGACGUGUCUCAUCAACCAUUAAAAACAAUAAUCUAUUUAUGCCAAUCUGUAGUCGGGAUAAUGACAUCAGCACAUCUAUGCCUAAAUGUUUAUAUGGCUCUAUUGCUUUGGUUUACAUCGGCAAAAUUUGAGAUGCUAAUUGAAGAAAUGAGGGAAACUACAAAUGUCUAUCAGUUGUUCAAAUGUAUUAAAGUACAUCAAGAAUUACUCAAAUAUGCAGAAGAAGUUAUUUUCGUUGUCCGUCCUUUCGCAUUUAUCGCUGUGUCUUGUGCCACAUUUAGUGCAAUACUUGUCUUUCUUGUGUUUGUUACACAUCAAUCUAUAACACUAAUGUGUCAAUUUGCGGGAUUAUUUAUAAUAACUUUAGCAGAAGUAUACAUGUAUGCUUGGCCAGGAGAACAAUUAAUAUCUAUGUCAAGCACAAAGAUAGCACAAGCAGCAUUCGAUAUAUUUCGAGCAAAAGGACAAUCAAUUAAAAUGCAUAAAUGUCUGCAGAUUAUUAUAAUGAAAAGUCGAAAACCAAUAAUUGUUUCAAUACCGUGUUUUCUGCCUGAAUUAUCUCAUAAAUACUUUUCAACGUUCUGUUCAACUAUAAUGUCUUAUUUCACAACGCUGCGCAUAAUUAUUUUGGAAGACGAAAAUAAUUAAAUCCAAACAUGGUAUUACACAGAUUUAAAAUAAUAGCUUCAAACAAUUUUAGUAUUUACACAAAAAAACAUCCGAUAUUUCGUAAUCUUGUAAAAACAUACAUUAAAAUAUACAAUUACUUGACUUAUACAUUGUACAAGUAAGAAUGUAUAGACUAAUGUCUUAUUUUUAAAAUCAAUGCAUUAUUAUUAUUAUCUAUAUAUUAAUGUAAAAAAUAUAGCAAUAAAAAAUUAUAAUAUAUGAAAAGCAAGUAAAAAGCAAUGAUAAGCUUUUAGAACCCAUAUAUGAUAUGUCUUAAAUGAUUCUGACAAUCCACCAAUCUUAAUAAAUUCCAUAAUUAAUCAAUUUUAUCACGUAUUACAUCACAUAAUUAAUAUACAAGUAAUAACAUUUAACUAUUAGAUAAACCAGAAGUAAUGUCGUUUUUUAUAAAUAAUAUAAGAUAAUGUAAACAGUAAUUUUGUUAAUGUAAUUUAUUAAGUAUAAUCAAAAAUUAUUUU